Saxophila tyrrhenica is the source of this 471-nucleotide messenger RNA. RefSeq lists its product as uncharacterized. The transcript has a single exon. The record is from RefSeq and is a predicted model, not a curated record. The coding region runs from base 1 to 471 and encodes 156 amino acids. Lineage: Eukaryota; Fungi; Ascomycota; Dothideomycetes; Mycosphaerellales; Extremaceae.
AUGGCCUCCACCGACUUCUCCAACAUCCCCUCCUUCUACCGCUUCUACUUCCGCUGGUCAGACCCAGCAAUCUGCCUCUGGGGCGCCUACAUGGACUUCAUCACGCCAGCAUUCGUGCUCAACGCCUUCGUUCCCAGCACCAUUGCCCCUCACAAUCCACUGUUCGACUUUACCCUGCAACAGCUCGGCGGCGCCCUGCUGAUGCUCGCUUUCAUCGACGUCGUGCUGCUACGCUACACAAACGACAUCAAGGUGUGGAAGAUCCUGCAGGCGGCCGUGCUGAUCUACGAUCUGUCGCUGUUAUACAGUAACUUGGACGCGUUGGGGCAGCAGGUGAGGUUGAGUUGGGGGAAGUUGAGGUGGGAGGAUGUUGGGGGGAUUGCUAUUACGGCGCAGGCGGUGGUUGUGAGGACGGCGUUCUUGCUGGGAGUAGGAUUGGCGGAGGGAGGGAAGAAGGGGAAGAGGUCCUAG